AUAGAUUUUGCUUUCAAGUGUAUAACAGUUCAAUUAACCUCACUGUUCCCGCCUAAUGGCGUUUUGAAACAGAAUAGCCUCUGUAAGUUUGUGUAGCUGUAUAGAUUGAAACCUUGAUCUGAAGAAGUUUGAGGGUAAUGGAGCAAGACUUGAAAAAGGUACCAAGUCCUUCGAAGGGUUUACUGAGAAGUGAAGAAUUAUAUGAGUAUAUUCUGGAGACUAGUGUGUACCCACGUGAACCAGAGCCUCUGAAGGAGCUGAGGCAAGUCACUGCUAAUCACCCAAGGGCUGUCAUGGCUACUGCACCAGAUGCUGGUCAACUAAUUUCCAUGCUUAUGCAGCUAGUCAAUGCAAAAAAGACUAUUGAAGUUGGAGUCUUCACUGGAUACUCCCUUCUACUCACUGCUCUUUCAAUUCCGGAGGAUGGAAAGAUAACAGCAAUAGACUUGAAUCGCGAGUCAUAUGAGAUUGGAUUACCAAUCAUUAGGAAAGCUGGUGUUGAGCACAAGAUAGAUUUCAUUGAGUCUGAAGCUCUGCCGGCUCUUGAUCAGCUCUUGAAAGAUCGUGCAAAUGAAGGGAAUUUUGACUUUGCAUUUAUUGAUGCCGACAAAGUUAACUACUGGAAUUACCAUGAAAGACUAAUGAAAUUGGUGAAGGUUGGUGGCAUAGUUGUUUAUGACAACACACUCUGGGGGGGAUCAGUAGCAAUGAGUGAUGAGGACACUGAAGAAUAUAGAAAACAAGGGAGGAAACUGACAAUUGAAUUUAACAGACUAAUCGCAGCUGAUCCUCGGAUUCAUGUUUCCCUUGCUCCUUUAGGUGAUGGUAUCACCAUCUGCAGGCGCAACUCUUAAUUCUUGUGGUAGUGAUUGGGUUGAAACUUACAGAUUAUGCUGUGUUACCAAAAAAAAAUAUAAUAAAUAAAAAGGUAUGAAAUAAACCCCGGGCGGUAUGGGGUUUGCAAAUGUA
Messenger RNA from Neltuma alba, 969 nucleotides. RefSeq names its product probable caffeoyl-CoA O-methyltransferase At4g26220. Gene Ontology annotation, molecular function: S-adenosylmethionine-dependent methyltransferase activity; O-methyltransferase activity. The transcript has 6 exons. The record is from RefSeq and is a predicted model, not a curated record. The coding region runs from base 138 to 854 and encodes 238 amino acids. NCBI's taxonomy places the organism in Eukaryota, Viridiplantae, Streptophyta, Magnoliopsida, Fabales, Fabaceae.